GUCCGGACCAUCUCUCGGCAUCUAUGGAGUUCUCGCAGGCGGCCACCCAGUUUAGGGCGGCCAACAUGCUGCAAGAAUCUGCCGAUGCCUGGGCCAAGUCAGGUGAGAUGAAGGAGCAGCUGCAUGAUCUUUUCGGCGCCGGCAGAGCGUACGAAAGUGCCGGUGGCAUUUGUGAUGGAAGUGGGCCCGAUGGGGCAGCAGCGGCCAUGAGGCACUGGCAGAAGGCCGUGCAAUGCUUCCGAAUCGCGGGCAAAGCGGAUGUGGCUGCAAAGCUGCUGCUCAAAAUGGCCGGGAUCAAGGAGAAGCAAGGGGACAUCGAAUCUGCGAAGAGCGCCUUCCAGGAUGCCCUCGGCUUGUACGAGGACGAGGAGAAGGACUACGAGCUGGGAGAUGUGUACAAGACGUACAUCGGCUUCCUUAUUCGCUCCGGUGCACUCGAGGAUGCCCUGGUGGCCAUGGAUGGCCACAUUGGGGUACUCAGCAGACAGAAGAGCCUCCCUUUUGCGCACAAGGAGCUGUUGUCGAAGAUCGUCUUAUUGGGGCAGCUGGAGGACACUGUGAGAGCAGAAGAAAUCCUGAAUGCGACUCAAGUGGACGGCUGGUUCACCUCACGGGAAUGCCAGGUUGGCUGCGACCUUGUCGAAGCGCUGAAGAAUCACGAUGCUGAAGCGCUCGCGGGGCUGCAGAAAGAUCAGAUUUUUACGUUUCUGCAGGUCGAGGUGGGGGUAUUGCAUGACAUCCCAUCCAUUCCAUGCGCCUGCCUGAAGUUGACUGUACCCAUCAAAGACGUGUUUGGCAUAGGACAAAAGUGGUUUUCUUUGCAGCAGUGGUAA
Symbiodinium necroappetens is the source of this 833-nucleotide messenger RNA. The record is from the annotation of a GenBank genome assembly. NCBI's taxonomy places the organism in Eukaryota, Dinophyceae, Suessiales, Symbiodiniaceae.